Messenger RNA from Bactrocera latifrons, 1324 nucleotides. RefSeq names its product loricrin-like. Lineage: Eukaryota; Metazoa; Arthropoda; Insecta; Diptera; Tephritidae. Bases 87 to 1112 code for a protein of 341 amino acids. The record is from RefSeq and is a predicted model, not a curated record. The transcript is spliced from 2 exons.
GAACAGCAUCAGUUCCAACGGUUUCUUCGUACAGCUAAGUAGUCUCAUCCUUUCCCAUAGACCACACAUUAAAUCAUCGGAGCAAAAUGAAACUUUUCGUUGUUGCCACUCUUGCCUUAGUCGCUUUCGCUUCGGCUGAUGUCAGCCAUUUGUCGAGGACGUACUUGCCACCAUCAUCUUACUCUUCGGGUGGCGCUGCUGGUGGUUCUUACUCAUCGGGUGGUGCUGGUGGUUCCUACUCUUCAGGCGGCGCUGGUGGUUCAUACUCUUCAGGCGGUGCUGGUGGUUCAUACUCCUCAGGUGGUGCUGUUGGUCCAUCCAACGAAUACUUGCCACCUGUACAAAGCUACUCUCCACCUGCUCCAGUCUACUCUGCCCCAGCUCCAGCUCCAGUCUACUCAGCUCCAGCUCCAGCUCCAGUGUACUCUGCCCCAGCUCCAGCUCCAGUAUACUCUGCACCAGCUCCAGCUCCAGUWUACUCUGCUCCAGCACCAGCUCCAGUCUACUCUGCACCAGCUCCAGCUCCAGUAUACUCUGCUCCAUCAUUCUCCUCAGGCGGUAGCGGUGGCUCUUACUCUAGCGGCGGUUCAUACUCGAGCGGUGGUUCAUCUGGAUUCUCUGGCCCAUCCAACAGUUACUUGGCCCCAGCUGCUCCAAGCUACUCAUCAGGCGGUUCUUACUCAUCUGGUGGUUCUGCUGGUAUUUCUUCUGGUAUCUCUGGCGGCUCUUACUCCAGCGGCGGUUCAUACUCGAGCGGUGGUUCUUCUGGAUUCUCUGGCCCAUCCAACACUUACUUGGCUCCAGCUGCUCCAAGCUACUCAUCAGGUGGUUCAUACUCAUCCGGUGGAUCUGGUGGUAUUUCUUCUGGCAUCUCUGGUGGUUCUGCUGGUGGCUCUUACUCCAGCGGCGGUUCAUACUCGAGCGGUGGUUCUUCUGGAUUCUCUGGCCCAUCUAACACUUACUUGGCUCCAGCUGCUCCAAGCUACUCAUCGGGUGGUUCAUCCUACUCGUCGGGCGGUUCAUCCUUCUCGUCGGGCGGUUCAUCGUACUCUGGCGCCGAUGUUGGUACCCAAUAUGCCUCCAACGGUGGUUAUGUCUACAAAAAGAAGUAAAUCGCUUGGAACUGUGAUUAGUCGUACUUUUUUUUGUGCUUAAGACACCGUAGGAAUAUUUUUUUUUGUUUUUUUUUUUUGCUUUUACUGUUGUAUUACUUUAAGUAGUUCAUACAUACGAGUCACAAACAACCAUCUCAUUGCUCUCAAACAAUAUGUUGUAAAUAGUAAACUCUUUUUUAUUAAAUCCAUUUUAAUUUUAUAUUUAAAAA